UUCUACACUUAGUUCUGCCCACGCCUAUUCACACUUGCUAAACUUACCAAACAAGUGCUGGGCUCAACAUUAAAAAUGGUUCGUGACUGCUUUUCAUCAGUAAAAGAUUUGAUUGAUCUGCAACUCUGCUUUCAUAGCUGUUUCAUUUCCAGAAAUUGAGUAGUCGUUUUAUGUGCCGCAAUGGCAAUUGGUGACAGUGAUCUUCAUUUUAGAACUAAGUGUCAAUUAACUUCAUACCAAGCUGAUUAUAAACUAAGACGGAGUAGUCUACCAUCGGAACUCCUCAGAAAUGACAUUAAAGGAAAGUAUCAAAGAAAUAUUAGGAAUUUAGAACCUAUCCAUCCGAGACGCCCUAAGAAAAGACCUUCACUCUUUCCAGCAUCUCCAGUGGGUAACGGAUACAUUAAACCACCAGUCCCUUCUGUUUCUGGCACACAAAAGGAAAAGGGACCUCCAACCAUGCUACCUAUCAAUGUUGAUCCAGAUAGUAAGCCUGGAGAAUAUGUCUUGAAAAGUUUAUUUGUUAACUUUACUACCCUGGCUGAACGCAAGAUCCGCAUCAUCAUGGCAGAACCUCUGGAAAAACCAUUGAGCAAAUCUCUGCAACAUGGAGAAGAUCCACAGUUUGAUCAAGUAAUAAGUUCAAUGAGCUCCCUUUCAGAGUACUGUUUACCUUCUAUCCUGCGCACUUUGUUUGAUUGGUAUAAAAGACAAAAUGGCAUUGAAGAUGAAUCUCAUGAAUACAGACCAAGAACAAGCACAAAAUCCAAAAGUGAUGAGCAGCAACGAGACUAUUUAAUGGAAAGAAGAGAUCUUGCUAUUGAUUUUAUUUUUUCGUUAGUAUUAAUAGAAGUAUUGAAACAGAUUCAGCUUCAUCCUGUAAUUGAUGGUUUGGUACACGAUGUUAUUAAUUUGGCUUUCAAGCACUUUAAAUACAAAGAAGGGUACCUAGGUCCCAACACUGGAAAUAUGCACAUUGUUGCAGAUCUCUAUGCUGAGGUAAUAGGGGUACUAGCACAAGCAAAAUUUCCAGCUGUGAAAAAGAAAUUUAUGGCAGAAUUAAAAGAGCUGCGGCAUAAGGAGCAGAAUCCUUACAUGGUUCAAAGCAUUAUCAGUCUAAUCAUGGGGAUGAAAUUCUUCCGUAUUAAAAUGUACCCUGUGGAAGAUUUUGAAGCUUCCCUUCAGUUUAUGCAGGAAUGUGCACAUUAUUUUCUUGAAGUUAAAGACAAAGAUAUCAAACAUGCAUUAGCAGGCUUGUUUGUUGAAAUUCUUGUCCCAGUAGCUGCUGCUGUUAAAAAUGAAGUGAACGUUCCCUGUCUGAGGAACUUUGUUGAAAGUCUCUAUGAUACAACACUCGAACUAUCUUCACGAAAGAAGCAUUCACUGGCUUUGUAUCCUCUAGUAACAUGCCUGCUUUGUGUCAGCCAAAAACAGUUCUUUCUAAAUAGAUGGCAUAUUUUUCUCAACAACUGCCUGUCCAAUCUCAAAAACAAAGAUCCAAAAAUGGCUCGAGUUGCACUGGAAUCUCUCUACAGACUGCUAUGGGUUUAUAUGAUUAGAAUCAAAUGUGAAAGCAAUACAACUACCCAAAGUCGGCUUAUAACAAUCAUCACAACCCUUUUUCCAAAAGGUUCCCGAGGUGUGGUACCGCGAGACAUGCCUCUGAACAUUUUUGUGAAAAUUAUACAGUUUAUUGCACAGGAACGUUUGGAUUUUGCAAUGAAAGAAAUCAUUUUUGAUUUCCUUUGUGUUGGAAAACCAGCAAAAGCAUUUAGUCUAAAUCCAGAGAGAAUGAAUAUUGGUCUGAGAGCUUUCUUGGUCAUUGCGGAUAGCUUGCAGCAAAAAGAUGGAGAGCCUCCAAUGCCUGUUACUGGAGCUGUACUUCCUUCAGGAAACACCCUACGAGUGAAGAAAACUUACUUGAGCAAAACUCUCACAGAAGAGGAAGCUAAAAUGAUAGGCAUGUCAAUGUAUUAUUCUCAAGUAAGAAAAGCUGUAGACAACAUACUGCGACAUCUUGAUAAAGAAGUUGGGCGGUGCAUGAUGCUCACAAAUAUACAAAUGUUAAACAAAGAACCUGAAGAUAUGAUUACAGGUGAAAGAAAACCAAAAAUUGACCUUUUCAGGACUUGUGUUGCUGCUAUUCCACGACUCCUUCCUGAUGGGAUGUCUAAAUUAGAGCUGAUUGACUUGCUAUCAAGGCUUUCUAUACAUAUGGAUGAUGAACUUCGGCACAUUGCUCAAAAUUCACUUCAGGGUCUAUUAGUUGAUUUUGUUGAUUGGCGAGAGGAUGUUCUUUUUGGUUUCACAAAUUUUUUGUUGCGUGAAGUGAAUGAUGUGCAUAAUAGCCUCUUGGACACAUCUUUAAAAUUAUUGUUACAGUUGCUAACACAAUGGAAGCUUACAAUACAAACUUCUGGGAAGACCAACGAACAGACAAAAGUCCGAUCUUCAGAGCUGAUAGCAAAUGGAUCCGGUCAAAGGACCCAGACUGAACGAAGUUCUUAUUCAAAUGUACUGCAUGCUGUUGAAGGUUUCGCACUGGUAUUACUCUGCAGUUUCCAAGUUGCCACACGUAAAUUGGCAGUUUUGAUUCUCAGAGAGGUCCGUGCUUUAUUUCAUGCACUAGGACAAGCAGAGGAUGAUGAUAGACCUAUGAUUGAUGUUAUGGACCAGCUAAGUUCUUCUAUUCUAGAAAGUUUUAUUCACGUGGCUGUUUCUGACUCAACAACGUUACCACUAACAUAUAAUGUGGAUUUGCAGUGGCUGGUAGAAUGGAAUGCAGUACUUGUUAAUAGCCAUUAUGAUGUAAAAAGCCCAUCCCAUGUCUGGAUAUUUGCACAGUCGGUCAAAGAUCCUUGGGUUCUCUGCCUUUUCAGUUUUCUUAGGCAAGAGAAUUUACCAAAGCAUUGUCCUACAGCUCUUAACUAUGCUUGGCCUUAUGCAUUUACAAGGCUACAGCUAGUGAUGCCUUUGGUUGAUCCAAAUAGUCCUGUGAAUGCAAAGAAAACAAGUACACCCAGCACUGGGGAUCAUUAUGUAACUUUGUGGAGAAACUAUCUGAUUCUCUGCUUUGGAGUAGCUAAACCCAGCAUUAUGAGUCCUGGACAUCUGCGUGUUUCUACACCAGAGAUCAUGGCUACUACGCCGGAUGGUACCAUUAGUUAUGAUAAUAAGGCUAUUGGAACUCCAUCUGUUGGUGUGUUAUUAAAACAGCUAGUGCCUUUGAUGAGACUUGAAAGCAUAGAAAUCACUGAAUCACUUGUACUAGGCUUUGGAAGAACUAAUGCUCUUGUUUUCAGAGAAUUAGUGGAGGAACUUCACCCUCUAAUGAAAGAAGCAUUGGAGAGAAGACCAGAGAAUAAGAAACGUCGUGAGCGCAGAGAUCUCUUACGAUUACAGCUGUUGCGAAUUUUUGAAUUACUUGCUGAUGCUGGUGUGAUAAGUGAUAGUACAAAUGGUGCCUUGGAAAGAGAUACCCUAGCACUGGGAGCCUUGUUCUUAGAAUAUGUUGACCUAACUCGCAUGUUGUUGGAAGCUGAAAAUGAUAAAGAAGUUGAGAUUCUCAAGGACAUGAGAGCCCAUUUUAGUGCAAUGCUUGCUAACUUGAUUCAAUGUGUGCCAGUUCAUCAUAGGAGAUUUCUUUUCCCUCAGCAAAGCUUGAGGCACCACCUCUUCAUCCUGUUUAGUCAAUGGGCUGGACCUUUCAGUAUCAUGUUUACACCUCUGGAUCGUUAUAGUGAUAGAAAUCAUCAGAUUACAAGAUACCAGUAUUGUGCUUUAAAGGCCAUGUCAGCAGUGCUGUGCUGUGGCCCUGUGUUUGACAAUGUGGGCCUUUCCCCUGAUGGCUAUCUUUAUAAAUGGCUUGAUAAUAUUCUAGCUUGCCAAGAUUUACGGGUUCAUCAGCUUGGCUGUGAAGUUGUUGUCUUAUUGUUGGAGUUGAAUCCUGACCAAAUCAAUCUCUUUAACUGGGCUAUAGAUCGAUGUUAUACUGGAUCCUAUCAGCUUGCUUCAGGAUGCUUCAAAGCCAUUGCAACUGUGUGUGGAAGCAGGAACUACCCUUUUGACAUUGUGACUCUUUUAAAUCUAGUCUUGUUUAAAGCAUCUGACACCAGCAGAGAGAUUUAUGAAAUUUCCAUGCAACUCAUGCAGAUUUUGGAAACAAAACUUUUUGUUUAUUCGAAGAAAAUAGCUGAGCGAAGACCUGGCAGCAUUCUUUAUGGGACUCAUGGUCCUUUGCCACCACUUUACAGUGUCUCAUUAGCUCAUCUGUCCUACGAACUGGCAAGAAUGUACCCUGAGCUGACACUUCCAUUGUUUUCAGAAGUAAGUCAACGAUUUCCCACAACUCACCCAAAUGGGCGCCAGAUCAUGCUCACCUACUUGCUACCCUGGCUUCAUAACAUUGAGCUAGUGGACAGCAGACUUCUUCUCCCAGGUUCAAGUCCUACUACCCCUGAAGAUGAAAUAAAGGAUAAGGAUGGAGAAGUAACUGUUUCAUGUGGCUUAAAGGGAAAUGGCUGGGGCUCACCAGAAGCCACAUCAUUGGUGCUUAAUAAUCUGAUGUAUAUGACAGCUAAGUAUGGAGAUGAAGUUCCUGGACCAGAAAUGGAGAAUGUCUGGAAUGCUUUAGCUAAUAAUGAAAAAUGGAGCAACAACCUGAGAAUAACUUUGCAGUUUCUGAUAAGCUUAUGUGGAGUCAGCAGUGAUACAAUUCUUUUACCAUACAUCAAAAAAGUUGCCAUCUAUUUGUGUCGGAACAAUACUAUUCAAACAAUGGAAGAACUUUUAUUUGAGCUCCAGCAAACAGAUCCCGUGAAUCCCAUAGUUCAGCAUUGUGACAAUCCACCAUUUUAUCGUUUUACUGCCAGCAACAAAGCUUCAGUUGUUGUUUCUGGAACUACAUCAAGUAGUAACACUGUUGUAGCUGGCCAAGAUAGUUUUCCAGACAUUGAAGACAAUAGAAUUCUAAAAGAGACAGAUGAGAGGUUUAGUAAUGUGAUCAGAGCACAUAACCGAUUAGAAUCAAGAUACAGCAAUAGCUCCGGAGGAUCUUACGACGAUGAUAAAAAUGAUCCUAUUUCUCCAUAUACAAGUUGGCUUCUGAAUAUUGUGGAAAUGAAACAGCCACAACCUUUGCCAAUGCCAUUUAAUGGAGGCUGCUGGGCACCACUUGUUGACUACCUUCCAGAAACAAUUACACCACGGGGACCGCUCCAUAGAUGCAAUAUUGCUGUUAUCUUCAUGACUGAAAUGGUAGUAGAUCAUAGUGUAAGAGAAGACUGGGCUCUUCAUCUUCCAUUGCUGUUGCAUGCUCUGUUUUUAGGCCUUGAUCAUUAUCGUCCCGAAGUCUUUGAGCAUAGCAGGAAGCUGUUGCUCCAUCUGCUGAUUGUGUUGUCAUGCAACAGCAAUUUUCAAGCCAUAGCCUCAAUGCUUCUUCAGACUAGAGAGAUGAAUGAAACCAAGACGCUUACAGUUCAGCCUGUGCAUUUGCCUGAAUUCUUCUAUACAGGUGGUUUUGACUUUCUGCGGGAGUAUCAGUCUUCCCCUGUGCCAGACUCUGGGCUCAGCUCCAGCUCCACUUCUUCCAGCAUCAGCCUUGGAGGAAGCAGUGGAAAUCUCCCACAAAUCACCCAGGAGAUAGAAGACAUUGACCCAACUGUGGAGACAAAUGAAAAAGCAAACAAACUAAUAGAGUUUUUAACUACCAGGGCAUUUGGUCCGCUCUGGUGCCAUGAAGAUAUCACACCCAAAAACCAGAAUACAAAAAGUGCAGAGCAGCUUACCAAUUUCUUGCUUCAUGUUGUGUCUGUCUUUAAAGAAUCUAAAUCAGGCUUUCAUUUGGAGCAGCAGCUUAGUGAAAUUGCAUUGCAAACAGCUCUUUCUAGUUCCUCAAGACAUUAUGCUGGCCGCUCUUUUCAGAUAUUUCGGGCUCUAAAACAGCCACUUUCAGCACAUGCAUUGUCCGAUCUGCUGUCAAGAUUAGUGGAAGUUAUAGGAGAACAUGGAGAAGAAAUUCAGGGUUACGUUAUGGAAGCCCUUCUUACAUUAGAAGCCACUGUGGAUACUCUGUAUGAUUGUCUGAAAAACAGUGAUCUUUUAUCAUGUUCAUCCUCACCAGACUUGACAUCAAGUGCAAAACUGACAGCCAAUCGGAAGAGCACAGGACAACUUAAUGUGAAUUCAGGAGCUGCCAGUGGCAGUACAGGCACUGCUGAGCGUAGCAGACAUCAGAGGAGUUUUUCAGUGCCUAAAAAGUUUGGGGUUGUGGACAGAACUUCUGAUCCCCCUCGCAGUGCCACUCUGGAUAGGAUUCAGGCUUGCACACAACAAGGCCUUUCCUCCAAAACUAGGAGCUCCUCUUCUUUGAAGGACAGUCUUUCAGACCCUACCAAUAUUAACAAUCCAACUAACCUGCUGGCCACCAUUUUCUGGGGAGCAGUGGCUUUGAUGGAAUCUGAUUUUGAAUUUGAAUACCUAAUGGCACUAAGAUUGCUCAGUAAGCUCCUCGUUCAUCUGCCACUGGAUAAAGUAGAAAACAGGGAAAAAUUAGAAAAGCUACAAGGACAACUAAAAUGGACAGAUUUCUCAGGGCUCCAGCAACUUCUGCUUAAAGGUUUUACUUCUCUAACAACUACUGAUCUCACACUUCAGCUCUUCAGUUUGCUGACUCCAGUGUCACGUGUAUCCAUGGUUGAUUCCUCUCAGGCUAUAGGAUUUCCAUUGAAUGUUUUAUGCCUUCUGCCUCAUUUAAUUCAGCACUUUGAUGGCCCAAAUCAGCUCUGCAAGGAUAUAGCAGAGAGGAUUGCUCAGGUCUGUCUAGAAGAAAAGAACCCGAAGUUGUCAAAUCUUGCACAUGUCAUGACUCUCUAUAAAACACACAGCUAUACAAGAGAUUGUGCAACUUGGGUGAAUGUUGUUUGCCGUUACCUUCAUGAAGCAUUUGCUGACAUUACUCUGAAUAUGAUUACUUAUCUUGCUGAGCUACUGGAAAAGGGGCUUCCUAACAUGCAGCAAUCACUUUUACAAAUAAUCUAUAGUCUUCUUAGUUAUAUGGACUUAUCAAACUUACCUGUUAAACAGUUUAACAUGGAAGUACUAAAGACCAUAGAAAAAUACGUACAAAGCAUUCACUGGCGAGAAGCCCUGAAUAUACUUAAAUUGGUGGUUGCACGCUCAGCAAGUCUUGUUCUACCCUCUUAUCAGCAUAGUGAUAUUUCAAAAAUGGAAAUACAUUGCAUCUGGAAUAAUGCAUCCAAGGAACUGCCUGGAAAAACUUUAGAGUUUCAGUUUGAUAUUUCUGAGACACCAAUUAUUGGCAAGCGGUAUGAUGAGCUGCAGACUUCUUCGGGUCGUGAUGGAAAACAUAGAAUAAUGCCUGUCACAAGAAGCACAUCUUCAACAUCUUCUGGGUCUAAUUCCAAUGUCCUUGUGCCUGUUAGUUGGAAAAGACCUCAGUAUUCCCAGAAAAAAACAAAAGAAAAGUUGGUGCAUGUUCUUAGUCUUUGUGGUCAAGAGGUUGGUCUGAGCAAAAAUCCCUCGGUCAUUUUUUCUUCCUGUGGAGAUUUGGAUCUGAUUGAGCACCAAAAUAGUCUGGUAGCUUCAGAAGACGGACAACGUGAACAAGAGAAUAUGGAUGAUUCUAACAGCGAGCAACAGUUCCGAGUCUUUAGAGAUUUUGAUUUCCUAGAUGUGGAAUUAGAAGAUGGUGAGGAACUUCAGGGUGAAAGCAUGGACAAUUUCAACUGGGGAGUUCGUAGGCGUUCUCUUGACAGUUUGGACAAGUGUGAUAUGCAGCUUCUGGAAGAAAGCCAGCUCUCAGGAAGUAUCCCCAGUCUAAACAAAAUCAACCAUGAAGAUUCUGAUGAAUCAUCGGAAGAGGAGGACCUUACAACAAGUCAAAUCUUGGAACAAUCAGAACUUAUCAUGACACUUUCCCCAUCUGAGGACACAAAUCACAUUGAUGCCCUUUCCACGCCAUGUGAGGCAGCAUCAUCAGGUCCACCUCCUUUCAGUUCAAGAACUUCUAGCUUUAACACAUCUUUGCCAGAAGUGAAUAAUCUCCAGGUCUCCGAAGAUUCAAAGGUGGAAGGUGCCCAAGAAGAAGAAGAUACCUCAGUUCAGGAAGAUGAUCUAUCUGGAUCUACCAAUGAACUCCCAGCAGUAUUUGAAUAUAGUGAUAGUUUUAGUCUAGAUAUGACUGAAGCUGAAGAAAAAGGUGACCGACUGCUAGACCAAUAUGCACUUGCCAGUUUUGGUGAAGGUAAUCGCACUGCUUCACCCCAACUUUCCCCAUUCUUUUCUGCUAUCCUAGCUGCAUUUCAACCUACUGCCUGUGAUGCUGCAGAAGAAGCUUGGCGUAGUCAUAUCAACCAGCUUAUGUGUGACUCAGAUGGGUCCUGUGCUGUUUAUACUUUCCAUGUGUUUUCGUCCUUGUUUAAGAAUAUUCAGAAAAGAUUCUGCUUUCUAACUUGUGACGCUGCCAGCUAUCUCGGUGAUAAUCUGCGAGGAAUUGGCUCAAAGUUUGUGAGCUCAUCCCAGAUGCUGACUUCGUGUUCCGAAUGUCCUACCCUUUUUGUAGAUGCUGAAACCCUUCUCUCUUGUGGGCUUCUAGAGAAAUUAAAGUUUAGUGUCUUAGAACUACAAGAAUACUUGGAUACAUAUAAUAACAGAAAAGAAGCAACACUUUCUUGGCUGGCAAACUGCAAGGCAACUUUUUCAGGGGGUUCAAGAGAUGGGGUUAUCACUUGUCAGCCAGGAGAUUCAGAAGAAAAGCAAAUGGAAUCUCUUGCACAAUUGGAACUGUGUCAGAGAUUAUAUAAGCUGCACUUCCAGUUAUUGUUACUUUUUCAGUCAUACUGUAAACUCAUCGGACAAGUGCAUGAAGUUAGUACAAUGCCAGAGCUGAUAAAUAUGUCACGAGAACUGAGCGAGUUAAAGAAAAACCUUAAGGAAGCUAGUGCUGCCAUUGCACUCGAUCCAUCGAUUAUAGAAAGUGGUACCUCUGAACCCAUGUUCACUUCUACAGAAAUAGCUAUUCAAUUUAUGUUAGAGUGUCUGAAAAACAAUGAACUUGGAAAAGCUCUACACCAAAUAAGAGAAUGCAGGAAUUUAUGGCCGAAUGACAUUUUUGGAAGCAGUUCCGAUGAUGAAGUCCAGACUCUACUGAAUAUUUACUUCCGGCACCAAACAUUAGGGCAAUCUGGUACUUAUGCAUUGGUAGGCUCUAACCAAAGCCUGACCGAAAUCUGUACGAAACUGAUGGAGUUGAACAUAGAAAUCAGGGACAUGAUCCGGCGAGCUCAAAGCUACCGAGUGAUCAAUUCUUUUCUUCCAGAUCCCAGUGUUUCUGGCACGAGCCUCUGACAAAAGUCUGGUGCCCCCUACCUCUUUCAGGCUGGGAUUGCUUCCAUGCUGGGAUGAGAUGGUUCAGUGCAUUUUCAGCUUUAGAAAGAGUUGGCCAAGUCAUACUCAAUCUUGUUACUUUUACAAUAUUUUCCAAGAAAAGUUGGGCAGUGUUUUCAGAGUGCAGUCAUAAUAUAAGGACAAAGGUAGCAUCAAAUCCUUUGUUCUGAACUACACACCCAAAUGACUUUCACAGGGCAACUGCAAUUCACUACUGAAGAAGUGACUUCCUUACAUACCAAAGACUACUACACUGAGCAAGACUUCCUUUCUAGAAAAUAGUUUUAGAUAUCAAAAGUGCAAUCUCUCCUUCACUUGAGGAUUUUUUUUUUUAGUUUUGUACAUUUAUUCCUUUGACCAAGUUAUUAAAAACAGGCAGAAUGAAGCUAGUGACAGGAUACUGAGACUGUCACUGCAAAAGCUGAGAGCCUCUGCAUAUGAAAGUUGUUGUAAAGGACUACAAAUGUGCACUGUAUGUAAAUAUGAUUACUGUAUCUUCUAACUAGAGAAAAAAAUAAGCUGCUAUGAAGUACAUUUGUUGAUGUUGCUAGGCUACUGUCUUGGAAGGUACUCGAUCCUAUUUCAAGAGGUCUGUUAUUAAGACCCAAGUACCUAUGAAUGGACGAAGUUUUUUUAAAAAAAGAUUUUGGCUGCUUUUUACUAGAGAGUUGCUUUUAUGUAUAUUUAUAUUAAGAAUUCUGGUCUGACAUAAGUUGUCAUUUUGUAGAAAAAUAUCACGUCUGAUUUAAGUUCUUUUGAACUGGUACAUGCAUCUUUUAAUUUUAAUGUAUAUUUGGAUUUUAACAUUGAAAUUAUUAAAUACAGAUCAGAUUUACUUUCUAUUUUCAAGUGGGGGGGUUGCUUAUUAGUAAUAUAUGUUCCUGUUUUCUGGCAAUUUUUUGUUUGCACUUACUGCUGUAAAGAGUUAAAAUAAGUGCAUGUAAGUUAUUGCACAUUUGAGACACUUUUAUUCCAACAUUAUGUGUGUCGCUUAUUCACCCUGUAAAUACAUUUAAAGGUUUUUGUGAAUUUUGUUUUAAUAUUUUGAUCAUUACAGAUCUCAAGUAUAAAAGACUAUAUAUGUGUAUGUGUACAUACAUGCAAACAUACAUAUAUGUAUAUACAUACACAUUAGCGUGUAAAUGUAUUAAAUUGUAAUGAGUUUAUGUUAUAAUAUAUAUGGAAACAAUUCUAUAAGAAUAUUUUGAAAUCAGGUUAUUUUUCAGUUGGGCUUGAAUCAACAUGUAAAUUAGUCCAACUUUUAUGUGCUCACUAUGCAUCCAAACAUUAACCUGCACAAAUUGAUAUAAAUUGAACAAAGUCCCUUAAAUUUAAUGUAUUCUUGCUGAACCAGUUCUCUCUAGGUAAACUUUGUCAAUCUGGCGUCUUCCAGAGAUGUUGGGACCACUAAUACCAGAAUUUCUAACUAGAGAAUAUACUGGAAUUCUGGGACUUACAGUCCAAACAAGUGGGAAAGGAACCAGGCUGAAAAGGCUUCUGGGAAUAUGUGAAAAUUGAUAGGCUUCUCUGUUCUCCCUUCCUCAAAAUAGUAAUUUGAGCAUAUAUAUGAGAAGCAAGGCGUUAGUUUGAAUUGUAAUGGAAAAAUCAAGCUGUACGAAAUAUAUUAUGUUAUGCAAAAUUUAAGUGUACUUAUUCUGUAACACCAGAAUUGAGCAGAUGGGCUCUAAAGGUGUGAACCUCUUCCUGUUGGAUUGUGCUACCUUUAUUAUAGAAGCCAAUUUAAAAUUUUGUUUCCUAAAAAUGAUUCAAACAGGGAUUAAAAUAAUGUAUCUCACAUUCAGACUAUAAAAUCAACAUUUGCUAGGUAUAUAUCUUGGUUUCCUUUUCCAUAUUGAGUUGGAAGAGACGAGCUUUAUGCUUAGUGAUUAAGGCCUACUACCAUAAUCAUAUGAAUUUGGGGAGUAUUAAUGGAAUAUAAAAUUAUUGCUUAUAAUCUUGUGUGGCAAGUCCGUGUCAGCUAACCCUCAUGAAAGCUAACAUGAAGUGCCUCUUUCACGGUGUGACUUGAGUGCUGCCCUACUCAUUUAGUUACUAUUCUCUUUAGAGGAAUGCUUUGUAAGAGAUUAACAGAUGUUUCUGAGUGUUAGUAAACCUAAUAUAAUUGAAUGGAUGAA
Molecule: messenger RNA, 11540 nt
Organism: Thamnophis elegans (Western terrestrial garter snake)
Lineage: Eukaryota; Metazoa; Chordata; Lepidosauria; Squamata; Natricidae
Gene: FRY
Product: FRY microtubule binding protein
Exons: 63
Coding region: 181-9366 (3061 amino acids)
Biological process (GO): cell morphogenesis; neuron projection development
Cellular component (GO): cell cortex; site of polarized growth
Source: RefSeq, a predicted model, not a curated record